Syngnathoides biaculeatus (alligator pipefish) is the source of this 1813-nucleotide messenger RNA. RefSeq names its product proline dehydrogenase 2 (gene prodh2). The coding region runs from base 157 to 1569 and encodes 470 amino acids. Gene Ontology annotation, molecular function: proline dehydrogenase activity; FAD binding. Gene Ontology annotation, cellular component: mitochondrion. The transcript has 9 exons. The record is from RefSeq and is a predicted model, not a curated record. NCBI's taxonomy places the organism in Eukaryota, Metazoa, Chordata, Actinopteri, Syngnathiformes, Syngnathidae.
ACAAUCGUCUUAAGUCUCUAACAGGACCGGUUUUGACGGCAACCGGUUUGGACAGGCUGUAUACUUCUCGAAGAGCCAAAUCUUAUGUCGCUGUUGUCAAAAACCUAGAAACUGUAAACAAAGAGCAGCCGAGGUCGACGUUAGGAUUCCGCCGCGAUGAUGUGCACUCGCCUGGGCUCCUCACGCCUCCGCCUGCUCUCGGCGAGGCUCACGUCGACGGCCUCGUCCGGGGUCCUGCGGGUUUCGGACAAGCCUCCUGACCUCCUGGCCGCCUCUUUGGCCUUCGAGGAUCCCAGCGCAUUCCGCGUGAAGAGCCUGAAGGAGCUCUGUCGUGCGUUGGCCGUAUUCCGCUUCUGCUCCUUCCCCGUGCUCGUCAACAACUGCCACAAGCUGAUGUCGGCGACCCGCGGCGUAUUGGGCAGGCGCGCGUUCUCCUCGCUGAUGAGGUGCACGGUGUACGCUCAGUUUGUGGCGGGCGAGAACGAGGAGGAGAUCGCCCGGUCCAUGGAGAAGAUGAGCACUGUGGGGCUGAGGCCCAUGCUGGCGGUCCCCAUCGAGGAGGACCUGGGAGAGAGCACAGGAGAGGAGCGAUAUAACGAGAACAUGGAGGCCAUGAUGGAAUGCGUGCAGAUGUCGCACAGCAACGCUUGGAGCAAAGAUCCCAUGAUGCAACUGAAGGUCACGGCUCUGCUCAGUCCCGAACUCUGCGUCAAACUCACCAAGGUCAUUUCCAAACGAGCGUACGACUUGGAUCUCCUAGUCCGAGCCAUGGACGGCGAGGAUGUGAAGUUUCCCGGUCUGGAGGAGAGCGACGCCGCCCACUUCCGCUGCAGCCUGCGCAGACUUAACAGAAUAGCCGAGGCCAGCGUGAAAAAAGUGCGGGUGCUGGUCGAUGCGGAGUACACCUACAUCAACCCCGCCCUGUCCAUCGUCACCAUGGCAAUGAUGAAGAAGUUUAACAAAGACGGCGCCUGGAUCUGGAACACGUACCAGUGUUACCUGAAGGAGACAAGGACGCUACUGCAGGAGGCGAUCAGCCAGUCCCAAGAAGGAGGCUUCUGUCUGGGUGUGAAGCUGGUGCGAGGGGCCUACAUGGACAAAGAGAGGAAGCUGGCGGUGAAGGAAGGUCGCCCGGACCCAGUCCAGGACUCCUGGGAGGACACAAACGAAAAUUAUAACAGCCUGCUGGCGGUGAUGCUGAAGCUCAUCGCCCAGGACCCGGAGCGCUACAGGAUCAUUGUCGCCACGCACAACGAAGAGUCUGUGAGGCAGGCCGCCAAAUGGGUUGAAGAGCUGGGUUUGGACAAAGCAAGAGGCUCCGUGUCUUUUGGUCAGCUUCUAGGAAUGUGUGACCACGUCUCCCUCACCCUGGCCAAGGAAGGUUACGCCGUGUACAAGUCGGUCCCGUACGGCUCCGUGGACGACACCCUGCCCUACCUGGUGCGCAGGGCCCAGGAGAACCAAACCGUGCUGAUGGGCAUCCGCAAGGAGAGAGACCUGCUGAGGCAGGAGCUCCGCAGGAGACUCAGCUUGAGAAGACGCCGAGAGGAGCAUUCGGGACUUUCCUAAAAAGUCUCCUCACUGUGCGACAACUUGGCCUUGGAUUUGUCUGCCAUCUUAACGCCAACAACUACGACGAUAGUUAAUAAGUUUAUUAUAGGCAACGGAUGCAUUGGAGCAAAACAUGUAGCUCAGAUUUUUUUCCGGUUUGUUGGACAAAUGUUGCAAUUCAUGGUGAUAGUUGGAAAAUGAUGGACCUGUUUUUAUUUUGUAUGUGCACUUUAACUUUGCUGCAUUCCCUUUUUUUUGCCAA